Diaporthe batatas is the source of this 3990-nucleotide messenger RNA. RefSeq lists its product as uncharacterized. The record is from RefSeq and is a predicted model, not a curated record. The coding region runs from base 1221 to 3086 and encodes 621 amino acids. The transcript has a single exon. NCBI's taxonomy places the organism in Eukaryota, Fungi, Ascomycota, Sordariomycetes, Diaporthales, Diaporthaceae.
CAAGAUUCAACGCCUUCACCACGCUACAACGUGUCCAGUGUGUCCAGCCUGUCCAGCCUGUCCAGCCUGUCUGCCUGUCUGCCUGUUCAGACUGUGUGCGGCACCACAGUACAAGGGCAGCAAGCAGACUGCUGGCCUGUUUCACGAGCGGCGCGGCCGAAUCGGGGCUUUUCCAAGCCUGAUUGUUUUGGAUUGAUCUGAACAUGGAGCUCUGAAUCACGACCCCAUCAAGCUCCACACCUGCCCCAAGGGUACCAGGGCACCCAGGGCCCCAGGCCACCCAGCUGGCAUGGCACCAAGGAAGGGUCCGCCGACGGCCCCGUGAACUGCCAGACUGCCAGACUGCCAGACUGCCAGACUUUGUGAGCCAAUACUUCCUGCAGCGAGUGUCCUCGGUACGGAGUACCUCUGUACCACCAAUGCCCAAAAGCCGUUGCGGAUCCAUGCGUUGUGCUGGUGGCCCCCCUCGCAAUAAGCAAUCACGCCCCCCUUCCUCACGCCUGACGUUUAUGCCCCACCCUCGCUACGUCUCACGAGCAAUUCUUGGGGCCAUUUUACUUUCUCAGACAAGACUGCCUGCCUGCCUCAAUCUCAAUUCACGUCUGCAUCUGCAUCUGCAUCUGCCUCUGCCCUUCUGCCCUUCUGCCCUUCUGCCCUCUGCCCUUUCCCACCUCUCCUUAUUGCUAUUUUAUUAUUAUUAUCUUGUCACUAUUCGGGACUUCGUCAUAGUGCAUACAGUCCUAAUUCACUCUUUGAACGGCCCCUCGAGCUCGAGACCCGCUCCUACCAGGGAGACAGACUCGCUCAAUCAGUUCCUACCCGCGUUUCUCCAUCUGCACGCCAUCCCUCCACCCGUGGUCUGCCACUUCGUUGCUGGGCAAAUCGGCCCCUUUUUAUUUACUUUAUACCCCCCCGGCUCGUGAGGCACCGAGUUCCAGUCACUGGUCGCGCCUCGAAACACGUCACUUAACCCGUUCUCUUUUUUUUUCUCUGUCCAUCUUCUCUCCCCCCCUCUCGAGCUCUCUUGCUUCUCUGGAUUUGCUGGCACAUCGACAAAACUCGCGAGACCUCCAACUCCUUGUUGGCAUUUGUGUGCUGUGGUUAGCUUCGCUGCUCACCAUCCCUCAGACAUACACAACAUAUCCAUUCCACCCCCAACAACCCUUGCCAAGCCCUGCCCUGCUCGCCUGCCUGCACUACCGGCACCGCCUACUUCCAACAUGGCCGCCACCCACCGCGAACGAUCCCAGACCCCUCCUCCUGGUGCCAAGCCAAGUGCUGCCCUGGGAGCAGACCUCGCAGACUUUGACGACAUAUCACCACGCUCCGUCUCGGCUGCUUCCACUGCCUCGUAUGGCUCACACUCCACAAGGGCGUCCAUCGGCAGCGACUCCUCCGGCUCCACCGCCAGCCGACACUCCUCAGCAAGCUUCCUUGCCACCGCCAGGAAUCCAGCCCUCAACCUGGGCCCUACAGAGAAUGUCAGGCACUCGACAGGAAACUUUGGUGUGGCCGGCAAGCCCGUCCCGAGGAAGAGAGGCUACAUGAGGCCCACCGGCACCGACUUUGCAACUUCCGCAAGGAGCAGGGACAGCGUGCUGAGCCUCGGCAGCAUCGCACAUCUUCAGUACUACUUUGCACGCACCGGGCUGCUGGACGGGAAGGGCGCACAGCUGGCCCGCAAGAACAGGCAGGCAAAGGCACAGACACUCGACUUCAGCAGCCUGAGCUCGUUCGAUUUUGCAACAGCCUCCGGUAACACGCCGAGGAUCGUGACGUCGGACGCCGAGUCGGGCUACUUGGGCACCAGCCCGGACAUGGGAGGCUCACAUUUUGGUAUCGACAUGACCGACAGCCCCACGGCCGACGAUGACGACGAGCUUGACUUUGACGAGUGGGAGGAGCCCGACCCCAAUGUCCUGCCUCCCACGACCAGCACGUACAAGCACAGGGAGAAGCCGCUUCCCAAGCCGCCUUCCAUCCGUCAGCUCAAGGCUGACCUCAGGACGGCACUGACCAUGGCAGGCGAGGCGGUGGACUAUGCCAAGAAAAACAGGGUCAACCCGUACGAAGGCGAGAGCCGGUCGCGGGCGCAGUCCAACGUCUCCGUCACCUCGCUGACUGACUCGCCUACGCCCCCGUCUCACGCGCGCCAGCUCUCCAAGGCGACGAUUCAGGCGCCCGGCUGGUUCGAGGUCCAAGGUAUGCACGUGCUGGAUGUCAUGACCCUGGCAAUCCGCGCCGCAAAGGUCUACUACACCUCGCACGACGCCCCCGAGCGGCUCGACUCGAUCAAACCGGAGAAGGAGCUGCGCAAGGAGCUCUUUAACGUCAUGGAUAUGCUCAAGCGUAUGGCGACACGGGACUUCCAGGGCGGCAUGCGGGACGAUGAGGUCAAGAUUAUGGAGGAUUGGACGGCGGGGCUGUUCCAGAUGCUCAAGGAGGAGGAGGAGCUCGAGGCUGCCGAGGCCGAGGAGCGCGCAAGCUGGACCUGGCUCAAGGAUGAGGACUGGCCCGCUGGCACCGAGGUGCAGAGGGAGUACGCCUUCAUUCUGAGCAUGCUGGACGGCCCCUCCAACACGACCAAGGCCCCGGCCCCUGACGGUAGCACUAUGGAAGUCCCUGCGCUGCCUGAGUGGAUGCCCAUUGACCGCUCCAGGCCCUUAGAGGAACAGGACCUACCAAACCCGUUCCUGGAGAGCCUGCAGAACGGGCUGCGCCUGGUCCAGCUGCACAACGCCGCGGUGCGUAAGUCGCGCCGUCGGUUCGGCAUGAUCGGCACUUUCCACACCGACACUCAGAAGCCAUACAGGUGCGCCGACAACAUCCGCUACUGGGCCAAGGCCGCUGAGCUGAGGUGGGAGGUCACCGGUCUUAAGGUCGACGCCCUGGGCCUGGUCUACAACAGCAGCCCCGAAGUCUGGGUUCAGUUCGAGGACGCCCUGCUCACCUGGUGCCGGAAGGUCCGGGAGGAGAUCACGGCCGACCUGUCCCGGCCGCCAACAAGAGUCGGCCCCCCGGCGUGGUUGCCCACCAAGAAGCAAUCACAGUCACUUCCUGAGCCUGAGUUGCUGACGGAGGAAUAAAGGGGGCCUAGACUCUGAGCCCCAUCUCCGGCAGAGGGGCUCGCCAGCCGACAUACGGAUUUCCUUCUUCCAAAUCACACAUUCGCUUCUCCUACCAACGCGCAGAGCGUUUGCGGCAUACUACAAAGCUUUAAUUGCCACGUGCCGACGCUCCACGACAGAACCAUCAUUGCACAGAGGAAGACCUCGGCAAUCGAACCAUCUCACACAAGAACGAGAAAUUUCAAAUGGCGGGAAAUAACAAUUACUACUUGGGAUUUUGAAUGUCAACUUCAUGUGGCACGCGGAUUAUCUUCUGACCAGAAUUCACCAACGCCCACGAGACCAUUACAGGGAAGGUCAGGCUCCGCAACACCACAAUCUUACAUUCGCUGCAUAUAAUUUUGUUUUAAUCUUCAUCCCUACGCGGACACACGCCUUGGUCGGAAUAUGCUUCACUUACGAAGGGACUUGUCGUUUGGCUCUGGGGGAAUGUCCUCUUUGUUUCUUCCUAGGACAAAACACGGCGUGAAGGAUUUGGGAGUGGGGGCGGGCGGAGUGUUGCAAAACUACUUGCCCGUACCUUUUUUUUUGUUCUCAUCUUUCCAUUCAUUUUAUCACAAUAUCGACAACACACCAAAUUGCAUAGCGGAAUUUCACUGCCGUUCAGAAAAGAACGUUGGCAGCUUUUGGGAGGGAAAGGGAAUGGUCUUGUUGGUCUCCAAAAAAGGUGGUAGACGGCAACCCCAUCGGUUCAAAGGAAAAUCCUCGCCUUCUGUUUUUCUUUUGUUGCCCCCACAGACAGGAUUUGAUUUUCCGGGAUCUCUUCAGCCCAUGAUAUACCCGCAGUCUACUGCAAGUCUAAUGGAAAGAUUACCAUUGAUACUGGUACUUUGCUGACAUUCGCACUUUUAUCGUUUUCUCA